Messenger RNA from Nezara viridula (southern green stink bug), 282 nucleotides. The record is from the annotation of a GenBank genome assembly. Lineage: Eukaryota; Metazoa; Arthropoda; Insecta; Hemiptera; Pentatomidae.
AUGUUUGUAAUUUUAGAGACCAUUCAGAACGGACACUGUUUGCGGGGGCGUGGCAAAUCGCUGAGUACGGUAGCUGUCGAUACGAGCAGUCAUAAAGCGGUAGCGGUCGUAAACCAGCCGUUCCCGGUAAGCAGUGGACUGCUGCUAUAUAUCACCGCUGUCCCCGCGUCCUCUCAGGUAAGCAGUGGCUCCAGUUCCCACGUUCAGGCCUUCGCUGUGGAUCGCUUCUUCGGAGGUCAUGAUGGACAAGAAGAUUCUGAUGAGAGGGUAGGAAGAUCUUGA